UGUACAACAACAAACGCCAUGCGUUAUAAAAUUAUUAAUCUGGAAUGUAAAACAAAUGCAAAGUUUGUGAUAAAUACUGAUUGCAGGUUGAAAGCUGUUAAUAGGGAAACGUCACUAGUCAAUAUGAGUUGUGAUGUUGUUGGUGUUGUAGGCAAUAUAUCUGUACACAUUCAGGUGUGGCAAAAGAAUUCAAAAAAUAUAUACCGCCCAUUUUUAAUAAAUAUCACUGAGAAUGCCUGCGACAUUUUAGAUAAAAGAAAAAGUCAUAUCUAUACGACAAUAGCAUUAAAUAUUCUGAAGGAGUUCUCAAACAUUAACCAUACAAGUCCUUAUAGAGGUCACGUCUUUAUUAAAAAUGCCUAUAUGGAUCAACGUUUGAUACCAGUUUCACCACCCACAGGCUUGUAUAAAAUAGUUAUCCGUUGUUUUAAUACCUAUAGCUUAGAAGAAUAUGGAACUGUGAAUUUCUUUAUAGAAGUUAAAGAUUAA
Teleopsis dalmanni is the source of this 489-nucleotide messenger RNA. RefSeq lists its product as uncharacterized. Lineage: Eukaryota; Metazoa; Arthropoda; Insecta; Diptera; Diopsidae. The record is from RefSeq and is a predicted model, not a curated record. The annotation marks the transcript as partial. The transcript has 3 exons.